AAAAUCGUACAAGAAGUUGGCACGUCUUUCGAAACUACGCGGUUUUUAAAUGAUUUAAAAAUAAAUAAAAUAAUACUCAUACAAUAAAACUGGGUGCAAUUGUAACGACAAAAAAUUGUUUAACAGUGUAAAAUAACAUUGAUACGAUUUAAAUAUUAGAUUUAAUUUUGGCUCGCAGCACAGGGUGUUAAUUAAACCUUAAAUAAUUGUUAAAAAUUACAAAAAUUUAAUUUACUGCUGCAUUGCUGGAAAAUUUUAUAGGAUUUAUAUACAAACAUCAGGAACUUAAUAUUGAACUGAUCCGUUUCAAUCCCGUUCGGUUGUAUAUAUUCGAAUCCUUUCCUUAUGAUUUGUUAAACGAUUCGCAUUGGAAAUAAUGAACUACAAUUAUUAUAGUAUAGCCAGUUUAUUGGCAUUAUUAUGCCUUACAUCGGGGAUAUGGCAAACGACGGAAGCCUAUCAAAUCGGUUUGGGUAGAGCUGAUAUAACGGGUCCACCUGUGGAAAUUAAUUUUAUGGGCUAUGCCAGCAUCAAACAAGUUGGCCGAGGCAUACACUUGAGACAAUUCGCCCGUGCUUUUGUGGUGGAAGAUGAAAAUAAUAAACGUAUAGCCUUUGUGUCGGUAGAUGCCGGUAUGAUGGGCUAUGGCGUGAAGCGUGAGGUAAUUAAACGUUUGAAAGCACGUUAUGGAGAUAUUUACACCAAUGAAAACGUUGUAAUUAGUGGUACACAUACUCAUGGUGCACCCGGUGGUUUUCUAAUGCAUCUUUUAUAUGAUAUAUCCAUUUUGGGCUUUGUUCCUCAAACUUUUGAGGCCAUGGCUAAUGGUAUUUAUUUGAGUAUUAAACGUGCCACCGAUAAUAUGGUAGAUGGCAGAAUAUAUCUUUCUCGCACUGUUAUCCUCAAUGUUAAUAUCAAUCGUUCCCCCACCUCAUAUUUACGCAACCCUGCCGAGGAACGUGCCCAAUAUGAACAUGAUGUGGACAAAGAACUGACCCAAUUGCGUUUUGUCGAUCAUGAGAAUAAUAUAAUGGGUGUUUUCAAUUGGUAUGCUGUGCAUGCUACUUCCAUGAAUAAUACCAAUAAAUUGGUAUCCAGUGAUAAUGUGGGUUAUGCUUCUUUACUAUUGGAAAAGGAAUAUAAUGCUAAUAAAGUGCCCGGAAAGGGUAAAUUUGUAGGGGCUUUCUGUUCCUCCAAUUUGGGUGAUGUUUCCCCUAAUAUUUUGGGUCCUAAAUGUUCUCUUACCGGCAAUCCCUGUGAUUUGCUUACUUCUAAAUGUCCCGUCAAAGAAGGUGAAUGUUUUGCUUCUGGUCCUGGUAAAGAUAUGUUCGAGAGUACGAAAAUUAUUGGUGAACGUUUAGCUGAAGGUGCUUUGCGAUUACUUAACGAAGCCAGCGAAGAAGACAAUAAUGGACGUGAAAUUACCGGCGAUUUAAAUUAUAUACAUCAAUUUGUUGAUAUGCCCAAUUACAAUGGCACCACCUACAGUCCUCUCUUGCGUAAAAUUGAUAAAAUUCGUGGCUGUCAGCCGGCUAUGGGUUAUAGUUUUGCUGCAGGUACUACAGAUGGUCCUGGUGCUUUUAAUUUUGAACAGGGUACCUUAACGGAAAAUGCUAUGUGGAAUUUAGUGCGUGAUUUUAUUGUACCUCCCACACAGGAUGAUAUAUCCUGUCAUUCACCAAAACCUAUACUUUUAGCUACCGGCAGGGCUACUUUCCCUUAUGAAUGGCAACCGAAAAUAGUACCCACUCAAAUAGUGCAAAUUGGUGAUUUGAUUAUUACCGCAGUGCCUGGUGAAUUUACAACCAUGGCUGGUAGACGUUUGCGUAAUAAAGUGAGAGCUGUAGCAGCUGCUACUGGUGGCAAAUAUGUUGAUGUUAUAUUGGCGGGUCUAUCAAAUCUCUAUUCCAGUUAUAUAACCACACCAGAAGAGUACCAGGCUCAACGUUAUGAGGCCGCCUCAACAAUUUUCGGUCCCAAUACACAUACCAUAUACAUGGAUGUAUUUGAACGUUUAACCAAGGCCAUGUUAAGAGGAGAAAUUGUAGAUCCUGGUCCAAAUCCACCUUACAUGAAUGAUCGUAUGUUGUCCAUGAAUACAGGUGUUAUAUUCGAUGGUCAUCCUUUGGACAAAGAUUUCGGUUAUGUCAAGAAACAACCCAAAAAACAAUAUAAAAUUAAUGAUACCGUAGAGGUUACUUUCGUAUCGGGCAAUCCACGUAAUAAUCUGUUCCAUGAGAAAACAUAUCUUGCGGUAGAACGUAAAAUCAAUGAAGAAAGAUGGAAAGUUGUGCACACCGAUGCCAGUUGGGACACUAAAUUCAUUUGGGAACGUACACAUUUGAUUUUGGGUUUCAGUGAUGUUCACAUACAUUGGUCCAUUGGACCCAAUACAUUACCCGGUGAAUAUCGUAUACGUCACUUUGGCAAUUACAAAUACAUUUUAGGUGGCAUCUUUCCCUACGAAGGCCAAACACAUUCCUUUACGGUUAUAGAAGACUAAAGUACCAAAAAGUAUUUUACGCAUAAUAGUGUUAUAAUGGAGUCAUCCCUCUAUCUAGAGGAUCUAGUGUUGUUUGUGCUGUUUGGUCUAGUCACAGACUGUAUGCUUCAGGGUGUAAAUAUUUAAAGAAAAAACAAAAAAAAAAACAAAAUAUUUUUAUAAAAAAAGAAUUGUUUUAGCAAUUUUUUUUCAAUAUUUAUUAAUUAAUUUUUGUUAAAAUUUUGUAUAUAAAUUAGAGAAUAAUUUAAUAUUCUAUUAAAAGCUAUAUGCAUACAACCAAAUACUUUAUUCAUAAAAAAAAUAACGAAAUUUAAUUAAAAAUGUUUAUGUUUUAUGAUUUUGUAAACUUGUUAACAAAAUUUAUUAGUUUCUUUUUAUGAAUUAAGUGCGAUAAUUUAUAAUUCCUACUUAUUAAAGCUUUAUUUUUAUAAAUAUGUAAAUAAAUUAUAGUUAUACAAAAAAA
This is a messenger RNA of Lucilia cuprina (Australian sheep blowfly), 2966 nucleotides long. RefSeq names its product neutral ceramidase (gene CDase). NCBI's taxonomy places the organism in Eukaryota, Metazoa, Arthropoda, Insecta, Diptera, Calliphoridae. The transcript has 10 exons. Gene Ontology annotation, biological process: ceramide catabolic process; sphingosine biosynthetic process; long-chain fatty acid biosynthetic process. The record is from RefSeq and is a predicted model, not a curated record. Gene Ontology annotation, cellular component: extracellular region. Bases 377 to 2503 code for a protein of 708 amino acids. Gene Ontology annotation, molecular function: N-acylsphingosine amidohydrolase activity.